GCACGGGAGUUUGCAUUGAUCCAUUGAUUGCACAUGGUCUCUUGCCUGACCUUCUUGCUCCCAGGGAAGCGGUCUCCAUGGCUACUGGCCCUACUCCCCCAGUGGCAGACUGUAAAUUCCUGCAGGCAGAUCUGAGCAGAGCCCGGGCGCGGGUGGGAGGGAGUAAAGAAGGAGCAGGCAAAGGCAAAUAGAAAGAAAGAGAGAAAGGGAAAAGGGCGUUGCUUGGAGGGACCUUUCACAGGUCCCCAGUCCUAGACCAAGGCUCCCUCUCGCUCGCUCGCUCCCUCCGUCCCUCCCUCUUACAACAACAAAAAAAAAUCUACUGCUCUCUGACAAAAUUGGAAGUUGCCGGGAAUUCCUUUUAGGAAAAGGUAGCAGCGGAAAGGAGGAAGGUCAGGUCCUCUGAAAAAGAUAGUGCGGGUCUGCCUCGUCCCCCCCCUUUUUUUUGUACCAUCAGAAAAGAAGGAAACUGACCCUUGAGCAAAUUUGGUCAUCCCUUCUGUCACACACCGCCACAGAGGGAGGAAAAGAGAGAGAGAGAGAGAGAACCGAUCGCGGUGCGUCCGUGUGUGCGUCGUGAAAGUUUGCAUGACCCUGGUGCGUUGUUUUGAGACGUUGGAGAAGAGCAGACACAUACCCCAUCCACCUUCUGCGCACAAGGCGUUUGUAAUGGGAGCCCUCGAGAUUGUCGGACUGUGGCUGCUCUCCUUUCUUCUCUACUCUGGCAGCACCGUGGCUAAAGCGAGUCAAGAUAUUGACGAAUGUGUUGAUGGGACUGAUAAUUGUCACAUUGAUGCCAUCUGCCAGAACACUCCCAAAUCAUACAAAUGUAUCUGCAAGUCGGGCUACACUGGGGAUGGAAAACACUGCAAAGAUGUUGAUGAAUGCGAGCGUGAUGACAAUGCUGGCUGUGUCCAUGAAUGUGUCAAUAUUCCAGGAAAUUACCGAUGUACCUGCUAUGAUGGCUUUCGUCUGGCACAUGAUGGUCAUAACUGCCUUGAUGUGGAUGAAUGUGCAGAAGGGAAUGGUGGCUGCCAGCAGACCUGUGUCAACAUGAUGGGGAGCUACGAGUGUCAUUGCCGUGAGGGCUUUUUCUUAAGUGAUAACCAGCACACCUGUAUCCAGCGGCCAGAAGAAGGAAUGAACUGCAUGAACAAGAAUCAUGGUUGUGCCCACAUCUGUCGGGAGACACCAAAAGGUGGCAUUGCCUGUGAAUGCCGACCUGGAUUUGAGCUCACCAAGAAUCAACGAGACUGCAAGUUGACCUGCAACUAUGGCAAUGGAGGGUGCCAGCAUACGUGUGAUGAUACAGAUCAAGGACCAAAGUGUGGUUGUCAUGUGAAGUUUGUGCUACAUUCUGAUGGGAAGACAUGCAUAGGGGAGAGGCACCUCCAGCAGCACGUUACCCCCCAGACGUUUUCUAAUGAGACCUGUGCUGUCAACAAUGGAGGCUGCGAUAGCAAAUGCCAUGAUGCAAUCACUGGUGUACACUGCAGUUGUCCAAUGGGAUUCAUGCUUCAACCUGACAGAAAAACAUGCAAAGAUAUUGACGAAUGUCGGUUGAACAAUGGAGGCUGUGACCAUAUCUGCAGAAACACUGUGGGAAGUUUUGAGUGCAGUUGUAAGAAAGGAUAUAAGCUCCUGAUUAAUGAAAGAACUUGCCAAGAUAUCGAUGAAUGCUCCUUUGACAGAACCUGUGACCACAUUUGUGUGAACACACCAGGGAGUUUCCAGUGUCUGUGUCACAAAGGCUAUACGCUGUAUGGACUCACCCACUGUGGAGAUAUUGAUGAAUGUAGCAUCAACCGAGGAGGCUGCAAGUUUGGCUGUGUAAACACGCCUGGCAGCUAUGAGUGUACCUGCCCUGCUGGGUGCAAACUUCAUUGGAAUAAAAAAGACUGUAUAGAGAUGGUGGUAUGUAUGGCUGGCGCCAUAUCUCCACGAGCCACACUUACCUGCAAUAAGAAUGGCAAGAAGGACAGCUGCUCCCUCACCUGCUCCUCCAAAGCUCGCUUUCUGCCAGAAUCCGACAACAGCUACACAGUCAGCUGUGGGACACCAAUCCUGAGGCAGGGACCUCCACCAAAGUCUAGCAAUAAUAGCUAUCCCUGUGUUGAGACUGCCACUGCUCCAAUAAAACAAAAGGCCUCCUUCAAAAUCAAGGACGCUAAAUGCCACCUGCACCCACGCAUGAAAAGCAAGCAAGAUGAGGCAAGCAGGAAUGGUGCACUAGGUGGUCCAGCCCCUUGCUCAGACUGCCAGGUGACUUUUGUAAACUUAAAAUGUGACUCAUCAAAGAAAGGCAAGGGUCGCCGGGCUCGCAACUCUCCCAACAAGGAGGUGACACGCAUCACGCUGGAAUUUGAAGCCGAAAUCAAAGCUGAAGAGGUCACAGGUGGGGAAGCCAGCUGCAAUCUGAACUGUGUGCGUCAGAAGGUGGAGAAAAAAUUGAAGUCUGCUAUCAAAGCUUUGAAAAAAUCCAUAAACCAGGAACGAUUCUUGAUCCGCUUUUCAGGAAUGGAAUAUGAGGUGGCACGGAAGCUGAGCAUGACUCCUGAGAGGCAGGAGAACUGUGGGCCAGGACAACAGAGACUGGGAUCCAAGUGUGUUAGCUGCCUGCAAGGAACGUAUUACCAUGGCCAGAUGGAGCAGUGUGUCCCUUGCCCUCCAGGGACGUACCAGGAGAAAGAAGGCCAGCUUUCCUGUGACCUUUGCCCUGGAAGUGAUGCUUAUGGGCCAGCUGGAGCAACCAAUAUAAGCGCCUGUGCAGGUCAGUGUCCCCCUGGCCACUACUCUGUAGAUGGUUUCAGACCCUGCCAACCAUGUCCACGUGGCACCUACCAACCUGAAGCUGGCCGAGCUUUGUGUUUCCAAUGUGGCGGAGGACUGAACACCAAGCAUGAUGGAGCCAUUUCCUUCCAGGACUGUGAUACUAAAGUUCAAUGCUCCCCAGGCCAUUAUUAUAACACCAGUGUCCAUCGCUGCAUCCGCUGUGCUGUAGGAACAUAUCAGCCAGACUUUCGUCAGAACUACUGCAUUACAUGCCCUGGGAAUACCACCACCGACUUUGAUGGGUCAACCUCCGUAUCACAGUGCAAAAAUCGACAGUGUGGAGGGGAGUUGGGUGAAUACACUGGUUAUAUUGAGUCUCCCAACUACCCUGGAAACUAUCCUGCAAAUGUGGAGUGCACUUGGAACAUCAACCCUCCUCCAAAGCGCAAGAUUCUCAUAGUGGUGCCUGAAAUCUUCCUGCCAUCUGAGGAUGAAUGUGGCGAUGUCUUGGUUAUGCGGAAAAAUUCUUCUCCUUCAUCCAUCACAACCUAUGAAACAUGUCAGACAUAUGAGAGGCCCAUAGCCUUCACAGCUAGGUCCCGGAAGCUGUGGAUCAACUUUAAAACCAGUGAAGCAAACAGUGCCAGAGGUUUCCAGAUCCCCUAUGUCACUUAUGAUGAGGAUUAUGAACAGCUGGUGGAGGACAUUGUACGGGAUGGCAGACUGUAUGCAUCUGAAAAUCAUCAAGAAAUAUUGAAGGACAAGAAGCUGAUCAAAGCAUUCUUUGAUGUGCUGGCUCACCCACAGAACUAUUUCAAAUACACAGAGAAGCAUAAGGAGAUGCUGCCACGCUCCUUCAUCAAACUCCUCCGCUCCAAAGUUUCCAGCUUUCUCAGACCUUACAAAUAGCCUCAUGACACUCUCACCAGCCUUUUGGGCUACUGGACAGCCAAGAAAACUUUUUCCUACACUUAUUCUUAUUUUUCCCAAUGACUUUUUCUACAAAUACAGCCCCCCCUCCCACUACUCGUUAUGCAGAUGACUCUAACCAUUGGUCUUUCUUUGGCUUUUCUUCAGACUAAAUUCUCCUAUGACUUUAUCUGUGGAAGGAAUCUGGCAGCCAUGAGGAACAUAAAACCCAUCCUAUGUGCUUUCUGUACUGGAGUCUUAGCCUAAGGAGAUUACAUAUUCCAGUAAGUGGCGCACUCUUUGCAAGUGGCCUCUACUGGGACUUGUCUCUCCAGGGCAGUUUCAUCCUUCUCUCAUAUAUGCAGGUCAAGUGCAGUCCUUUGUGCUGCAGGUCAGUUACCAAAGAGAUUACUGGGUACAUUUCUCCACAUGACUGUCAGCUUCUAGAAAGUAACAUCCCGGCUACCUAUCAUGCCUCUACUUCUGGGACACAGGUGAAAUGGGAGAUGUUGAGCUGCUGCUAAGCAACAGAAUUGGUCCAGGUGAACUUUUUUUGUAAAGAACAACUGGGGGGGAGGGAGAGGACAACUGGAAUGCAGAAGGUUAUGCCUUAUUUAUCAGACUGUUGUGCUUUUAAAGAAAAUAAAUAAAUAAAGCACAGUCUUGCAGAAAACAUCAGACAAAAAAAUAAUAAUGGUCAGGAAUAAGAUCGUAUAAAAGACUAUGAUGUAUCACAGAAGUGUGAAAGAAAAUGGCCCAUGUUUUAUGUGAUGGCAAGUUUGGUGAUUAGAACAGCAUUAUUUCAUGACUGAGUCUGACUUUUGCAUUUGAAGAAAGCAUGGCCUAGCCACGUUCUGGUGUGGAAUGAUGUGUGGAAAAAGGUGGGGGAAAACCUGGUGGAAAGUGUGACUUUCCAAUGUGUUUCCUCCCCCAUGGACAUUUGUGCUGUGAGAUCAUACUUCUUAUAAGCUCUGCCAAAGAGUAACUCGAUGUCAAAAAAAAGCAAGCAGUGUGAAGGGCAGGAGUGAAUGUUUGUGCACUAGGAUGUUCUCCUUUCUACCUUUUUCAUAUUAUUAAGUGCAAUCAUUUUGAGUUGUCUUUAUAUUAUUUAGAGGGAAAUUUUUUCUACUAGAAACUACAAUAUUUAUACCUGCCUGAGAAAAGAGAAUGUAUGUGUGUGUGUGCAUGUGUUAAGAAAAUGAAACAGAAAAAACAAACAAACAAGGAGUUGGCAAAAUUAUGACUAAAUGUGACUUAAGUUUUCAGUUCUUGGAAUCUUUUGUUUUCCUCACCACAGUAAAUUCCAAAGUAAAUCCAGAAGAGUGAGCUUGGUUACCCUGUAACUGAUGAAGAUAUAAACUUUCUGGAAAUUACUUUUUAGCCACAAGCAACUCUUCAGAGGCGCGUCAAUUCAAAUAUUGGCAAAGGCAACUUCAGAAUUUACACAAGGGACCACGUACUGGAGUCCAUCCCCAUAUUAAAUUCUCCUACACGUGCAAUGCCUAACCUUCAACAUUUCAGAGAAGUUAGCUUUGCCAGAAAAGGAGAUAUUUAUAUAUUCUGUCCAGAGACCCUCCAUUUGUGUACUGAAGUGCAAUAAUUCCCUUUGUGAAUGUUUUACGCUAGGCUCUGAUUUCUAAAACAAGAGACACUGGGACUCAGGUCUCCUGAGAGGCCACCUCGCCCACCUGAAAGCCUUUUCUUCUAAUUGUAGUAACUGCAGAUUCCAUGUGCUCAAAGGCUCUCGUGUUUUCUCACAUCCCAUGGUAGAACCCAACACUGGACAAAGGUUUUGGGGUUAGCUGUGGUGAGUGGUGGCUGAUAUUAAACCUAACCAGUAUGUCAUAUGCGUCAAUUCAGAAUUUCCCUACAAGUGAUCUAUUAUUGAUCCAUAUUCAAGUGCAAAUACUAGUGGUCAGACCCUAAUUUAUAGUGGUAUAAUUGUUGCCUUUUCUGAGCCAUGAUGUGAAACUAACAAUCAGAAUUGUUAUCUAAACAACUCUUGCAUGGGUAAGAUCAUCUCCAUUUGCUGUACUGGUACUAAUGCUUUUCUAAUGGGGUGUUAAUAGUUUGCUAUUUCUUCCUUUUAACCUAAUCUCUAAAAAAAACUAGUUUCCUCAAAUUCAGUGGGAUUAUUUCAGCAAUAACAUGGAAUUGUCUUGAGGUUGACACAACUUUGGCCAGAUAUUCUCAUAAUAUUUAGUAGUUAGGACUUAGUAUUCAGCACUAAUCUUAUCAGAUGCAGCUAUUUUCUACCACAUUAAAAGCAUUUGUUUAUCAGUGAAGUGGGGGGAUGCCAAAAUAGUGUAUGCUGUGGAGGAACAUAAAACAAAAGAAAAAAUAAGCUCUGAAGACAAAACUUGUGUGUAGAAUUUGGCUUAGAUCUCCUAUCUUAUUUCUGUUUUUUCCUAAUUCAAAUGUAGAAAAUCGAAAGAUUUGGAAAUUUAAAAAUUAAUCUCAGCAUAGGAAACAUACUAAAAUUAAACAGAGCUGAAAUAUUUAUAACUGCAUUGUGCAGUAUGCCACAGUCUGUUCAUUCCUGCAGAAUAAUGAUUUAGUGAUCAAAAAGGUAUAGUCCAUAACGUUAUUUGCACUUGAUAAAAGAAAUUGUAUCUGAACUUGU
Pogona vitticeps (central bearded dragon) is the source of this 6304-nucleotide messenger RNA. The record is from RefSeq and is a predicted model, not a curated record. Lineage: Eukaryota; Metazoa; Chordata; Lepidosauria; Squamata; Agamidae.